CUCCCUUAUAUCAUUUCCCAGUUCUCACUCUGUUAAUUAUUCUCCGUUAAGAUUUCUUCUCAUCUCGUUCUUAUCCCAAACUCAUAACCACUCCUUCUUAUAAAUCACCUUUUCUCUCAGAUCCAGACAUGGCGGAAGAGCACCGAUGCCAAGCGCCCGAAGGACACAGGCUCUGCGCCAACAACUGCGGCUUCUUCGGCAGCCCAGCCACCAUGGAUCUCUGUUCCAAAUGCUACAGAGAUAUCCGUUUGAAGGAACAAGAGCAAGCCAAAACCAAAUCCACCAUCGAAGCCGCUCUAUCCUCUUCCGUCGCGGCCUCUGCGGUCGCGCAAUCCGCUGUUGAAUCUCUCCCUCAACCUCCGGCGUUGGCAUCGCCGGCGGCCUCGCCCGAUCCAUCGGACUCUGCUCCAGCGGUUCAGACGAACCGGUGCGGCACGUGUCGGAAGCGCGUGGGGUUGACCGGGUUCAAGUGCAGGUGUGGAACGACGUUUUGUGGGACCCAUAGGUAUCCGGAGAAACACGCGUGUGGCUUCGAUUUCAAGGCGGUGGGAAGAGAAGAGAUCGCACGAGCGAAUCCCGUGAUCAAAGCGGAAAAGCUAGAAAAGAUUUAAAUUAAUCAGAGCCGUUGGAUUGGAUGAGUUGAUCAGGAGCGUCCGUUGUGGACACUUGAUACGCGUCGAGCGAUCAUGCAUAAAAAAUCUAUCUAUUAUUAUGGGACCACACUGGAAAAGGUUGAAUAAGUCAUGCUUACGUGGCUUUGCUUUGUAUUCAUAAAAGAAAAAGAAAAAAGGAAUUUUCCUUUGGUGGAUGAUGGAACAGAAAUUGUGGGUGCACCCUCGUUCAGAUAUUGAAGGGUGGUUGAAACGCGUUUCUGGUGCUUUCACUUUUUGUAAAAUGGGAAA
This is a messenger RNA of Abrus precatorius (Indian licorice), 902 nucleotides long. RefSeq names its product zinc finger A20 and AN1 domain-containing stress-associated protein 4-like. Lineage: Eukaryota; Viridiplantae; Streptophyta; Magnoliopsida; Fabales; Fabaceae. The record is from RefSeq and is a predicted model, not a curated record. The coding region runs from base 129 to 611 and encodes 160 amino acids. Gene Ontology annotation, molecular function: zinc ion binding; DNA binding. The transcript is spliced from 2 exons.